Rhagoletis pomonella (apple maggot) is the source of this 774-nucleotide messenger RNA. RefSeq lists its product as uncharacterized. The transcript is spliced from 2 exons. NCBI's taxonomy places the organism in Eukaryota, Metazoa, Arthropoda, Insecta, Diptera, Tephritidae. The record is from RefSeq and is a predicted model, not a curated record. The coding region runs from base 1 to 774 and encodes 257 amino acids.
AUGGAGGACGACGAGGCCUGGGUUGAUGCAACAGCAGCUCCACGAAUAAGUUCACCAAAUAUGACCGCAACUAACAUUGAGUCGUAUUUUAUGUCGCUGGAAUUUUGGUUUGCAGCUUCAGGUCCCACCGAGCAGGCUGCAGAGCUUCGAUCAAUCAUCGACACGGUGCCCCAGCAAAAUAGGUACGAGUAUGUGAAGGCGAGGUUAACCUCACACUUUGCCGAUAGCCAGCAAAGGCGUUUGCAGCGGGUUCUGUCAGAUAUGCCUUUGGGCGAUAUGAAGCCUAGUCAACUUUUUAACGAGAUGCGUCGAGUCGCAGGCGAUGCUCUGGGCGAAGCGGUUCUGUUGGAUUUGUGGGCCAUACGAUUGCCGCCGCAUGCACAAGCAGCAGUGAUUGCAGUGAAAGGUAACGCCGUGGAUAAAGGCGUCAUCGCGGACGCAAUUGUAGAGUCAAUGGGCCUUCGCACCGUAAGUUCAGUAGACAAACCUACCGCCACUGCGAGCCCCGUUCACCACUCAGGCCAGGAAUCUUCGUCAGCCUUGGAGGCCAUUCAGCGAGAAAUCGCGCAGCUCUCGCGUCGUUUUGAAUCAUUGCAAACGCGUGGCUAUGAUCCGCGAAGACGUUCACGUUCACGAGGCCGCCUCGAGACACCGCGACGACGAGCUAGGUGCAACUCGCCCAACGAAAGCUGCUGGUAUUAUCGGGAGUUUGGAGCCAAUGCGCGCAAGUGUAGGACGCCCUGUGGUUACGUAAGGAAGAAUUCAGGUCAAUGA